ACUCUGUCUGUCAGCUGUUGUCAGUCAUGUCACGAACUUGCACGCAGUGCAGGCAGCAGCUCUGUGGCUCGUCUAGUCAACACCGUUCAUUCUGCAAUUAUCUGUUACCUGUCUCUCACCUACUUGUGUGUGUGGGUUUAAAGUGACGUAAUUGACUUGUUGUGGACUGGCAAAAUUCCCCCCAAAAAGACACCCAGAAUAAGACGUCCUGCUCGUCAUUGAAACAGUUGCAGAAAUGGCGGGACUUGUUCCAAUUCAGUUUCACUUCACGAAGAUGGCGCCGGUGGAUUUCUCCUUGAGCCUCCAUCCACGGACCGGUAAUAAAGUUCCGCCACGGCAGACCAGUCGACCGGAUAUCCCGAAGUGCUUUUCCUUUUUGAUGACGUAGAAGUUCCAUCCGCACGGAUGGGAUCUGUCGUCGUCGCCGUCUUGUUUUCAGAUCUCAUCGUUUUUUUUAGUCGAAAAUGUAGAAUGUUGUUGGUUUCCUCAGCUUCAGCCGUCGCCAAUGACACGUACUACAAAGUGGAUCGAUACAAAAUCACAGGUGAGGUUAAUUAUACAAUCGCGUCAGAUUGUGCAUCCAAUUCAGCAUUGAAUUUCCCAGACGAUUGAACAUAUGAAGUAUAAACCCAUCUGGUCCGUGUUGUUUCUACUCCGGGGCUACAAGUGCCGGCCUGUUACCACAACUGCUGUCGUCUCUGAAUUUGACUGUGACAGCCGAAAAUGAUGGUAUCCAUUUCGCUUUCUUCGCUCGUUUCCCGCACUUCUUAAGUAGAGAGUCACCAGCCGCGUGACGUCAUCACGACUUCCGCCUCGAGUUCUGGGUGAUGACUGAAGCCAAGGAGCUGGCGAUAAAUCGCUCCAUUGGUGCAAAGCAUUAAUCAUACUCAUCACUGGAAACCGAAGAAAAGCUGCAAUAAAAUGAUCGCCUAAAAAGAAAAUCGCAAAACAAGCUUAUUCCGAGCUCAUACGUUUGUCGCACACUUGUAUCAAUUCCCUGCCUGGCCGAGUCGAUUAACGCUCCAACUCCUACUGACUCAUCUAAUAGGACCUUUUAAAAGCAGUUUAGUUCAACGUCAGUGUCACUUGAAGCAAAAUGCCGGCCAGCUGUAUCGUCCACCUGCAUCCGCCAUGACACCUGUUGCAAUCUGAAAAGUUUUGGGGUUGUUGCUCAUAGACUUGUUGCCAAGUUAGAUUGGAUGUGUUGAAGCUAUAACCAUUAGACAACUUUGAGACCUGGUGGAUCGUACAAGUGUAACAAUCCGCAUUAUCGUUGGCAAUCGAUUCCGUAUAACCAUGAGGCUCUUUUGCGGAGAGAAAAUGAAAUUGAUCCUAAUAAUUCUUGUUGCGAUGAUUGCCGCCUGUUUAGUCGCCACCACCAAGGCCCAGUCGUCGACGAUCAAAACAACGAAAGCAACAACACUGAAAACCACCACGUCCAGAUCGGCACCAUCGACAACCACUCGCAAACUGACAACCACACGCAAACUGACAACUACGCGCAAGCCGAAUGUAACCACAACCAGAAUUGUCACGACGACUAAACCCACGACCAAUCCGGCAGUCUUUUCGUUUUGUCGGGACACGAAUUCAUCGGCAGCCACUGGCCAAAUUCAGCUCAAUAAAACUUCACAGACCGACACGUCUUCGUGCGUCUUUGACAUCGUCGCACCGCCCGGCAAACAGAUUCAAUUCUCCUGCUCUGUCGUCUCCUUCAAUAACUACAACAGCAAAAUGGUCUUAUUUGAUGCGACUGAAAGCGACUGGCCUCGACCCGUACUGAACAAGACUUAUUACUCGAUGGCGAAUACGUUGUCCGUGUAUUCUGAAUUUAAAGGAUCUGACGAGUUUGAAUGUAAAUGGAACACCAUACCCAUCGAGAAAACCACAAAGUUUAAACUGUGUCGCCACGGACAAGCCACGUCGGCCAAUGGCACCAUUCAACCCAUAGCUGGUAAUUCAUCAUCAUACACAACGAGACAAUGUUCUUUCUCCAUCGUGGCACCUCCGGAAUACCAGAUUGAAUUUUCUUGCUCAGCCAUCAAUCUCACACGCUACGGUGACGGUGCUUUUCAAGUUGCUGGAACAAUUGCAGUAUUCGAAUCCUCAAAUCCACUCGAAACAAAUCAGACUUAUUUUUCCACUGCUGAAAAUGAGUUGUUCAUUUCGUCGAAUCUCUUCGAAGGCGACUGGAUUGAUUGCAAGUGGACGACUUCACGCAGAGAGAAGAAAACCAAUUUCAAACUUUGUCGUGACGAAGAGGCAACAUCAGCUAUCGGGACCAUUACGCUAACUAGAGACGUCAAAGUGCCAUCGGGAGGAUGUACGUUCGUCAUCGAAGCUCCUCCCGAUCAACGGAUUGAGAUCACCUGCACUGCCGUUUCUAGUGACUUGACUAUUGAUGGUCUCAUGGAAUUUAAGGAUGGUUAUGUUCCUGUUGAACCGGUAAUCAACCAAGUGUAUCAUUCGGAUUCUGAUAACAAAGUGUUGGUGUUUUCUGGAUGGUCCGAAUCGGAACGGUUCAGUUGCAAGUGGGCGAUCCUGCCAAAGGAGAACGGCACCAAUCUAAAACUUUGUCGCGAUACUGAGACUCGAUCGGACAAUGGGACCAUCACACCUUUAACAUUUGUUUCGGAAGGAACGAAUGAUUGUUCUUUCUUAAUCGAGGCUCCUCCUGAAACACAGAUUCAAAUAUCUUGUUCUGCCAUUGACAUCGACAUUGAAAGCAGUCGCUUUUAUAUGUUUUCAACCACUGAAGUACCUCUAUCUUUGGACUUCCCAUAUGUAGCAGAUCGGGUGUACUAUUCUUCUGGAAAUUCCCUUUCUCUGUAUGCUAAAUUAUCCAGCUUAAAGGAUUGGUUUAAUUGCAGUUGGUCGUUUGUACCGAAGCCGAUAACGACGGAUUUCAAACUUUGUCGCGAACGUGGGGCAACUUCAGCUAAAGGGACCAUCCAACCCUUAAUAGAAAACUCAGAUGGAUAUAACUGGAAUAAGAGAUUUUGUCUCUUUGACAUCCAAGCGCUUCCGUUUCAGCAGAUUAAAUUUUCCUGCUCUUUCCUCAAUUUUAGUGGGAGAAACAAGUUUGUUAUUGUUGGAGUUCGUGAAGGUGAUGUAUCGAAUCCUCUAUUAAACUACAACUAUUAUUCAGCUAACAACAACUUGCACCUGGAAAUUGAUCUCUACUCCGACGAGUGGUUCAGUUGCAAAUGGACGACUGUUCCCAAGAAGAACGGCACUACAAAAUCGCUGGCUCAGCUCCUGCCGUAAUUCCCAUUCUUCUUCGCGAAUUAUUGACCCAGAUCUUAAAGACUUGAUGUCAAAAGAGGAUGGAUUGGUUUGAUUGGAGUUGAAUAUCUCGCAACUAUAUAGCCGCAACUAUAAUAGCCCCUUUUCAUUUGGUUUAAUUUGGUCUUUUCAUUUUUUUAAAUUUGUUAAUUGACUCUUCCCAUUUGGCAAUAUACCGUAAGUUUUGAUUCAAUUAAUCACUCUGACUAUAUAUUAGCUGCUACCACGUCAAUCAGUGAAAGUGGGACUAAUGUUACCCAAUGCGGAUUGCGAAUUGAGUUUAUGUUACAACUUACAAAUAAGCACUUAUUCGGAACUUGCAUGGCCUUUAACCUUCACCAUAGCAGUUCCCGGUUGUUAUAUGGUAGAUCAACCAAAAUCGAAAAAAAGUUUGGGGCUUUUGUCUGAGAAUUUCGCGUCAAUUCUAUUGCACUGGCGGACCGCCAGUUGCUGCAGUCAGUCUCGGCUAGAUCUGGUGGCUGUUGGAACCAUGGUUUCAGGUGGACCUGAACAG
Daphnia pulex (common water flea) is the source of this 3799-nucleotide messenger RNA. RefSeq lists its product as uncharacterized. The transcript is spliced from 18 exons. The record is from RefSeq and is a predicted model, not a curated record. NCBI's taxonomy places the organism in Eukaryota, Metazoa, Arthropoda, Branchiopoda, Diplostraca, Daphniidae. Bases 1297 to 3267 code for a protein of 656 amino acids.